Messenger RNA from Trifolium pratense (red clover), 2199 nucleotides. Its product is annotated as DNA cross-link repair protein SNM1. The transcript has 9 exons. The coding region runs from base 69 to 1607 and encodes 512 amino acids. Gene Ontology annotation, molecular function: damaged DNA binding; 5'-3' DNA exonuclease activity. The record is from RefSeq and is a predicted model, not a curated record. Gene Ontology annotation, biological process: interstrand cross-link repair; double-strand break repair via nonhomologous end joining; protection from non-homologous end joining at telomere. NCBI's taxonomy places the organism in Eukaryota, Viridiplantae, Streptophyta, Magnoliopsida, Fabales, Fabaceae.
CCGCUGGUUGAUUUAAAAAACCAACUCGCCUUUUAACUUUCAAUGCAUUUCGCGCCGGUACCAAAACGAUGUCGUUAGAAGACGAAUGCUUACAUCACGACAGUGACAUUGACGACAUCAACGACGACGGCGCUUCAUUCGGCGUCGUUUCACUGGACGACGAAGGUUUCCCUUCACAAGUUCCAGUCGAAGACGCUUCACCAAACGAAUCAGAGAAAAGCAGUUUCGCCACCGAUUUCUAUCGCUGCGGUUCCGAUUACUCGUCGCUGUUAUCACCAGAAAACAACGGAAACAACGAUUCCCUGCGCGAUUUGUUAUCCUCAGGGAAGAAACUGAAGCAGGCCAAUUUGUUCCAGAUUUGGGGAUUCAAAAGAAAUGUUGCAGUUGGUUCUGUUGAAUCUGAAUCCAAUCAACGUGGUUAUUGUGAUGACGUAGGUGAGGGAAGUGUUUCGUCGGAGAAGAAGAUUUUUAAACGUGGAAAUUGGGGUUCAAUUUUGCGUGAUAAGGGGAAAGUUGUUGAGAAUCCAAAAUCUUCUAGCAAGAGAAAGAGUUUUCAUGGAGAGAAUAGGGUUACUACUCGUUCAUGUCCCUUUUAUAAGAAAAUGCCAGGAACAAACUUCACAGUUGAUGCUUUUCGUUAUGGAUGUGUUGAUGGGUGUUCAGCGUACUUUCUUAGUCAUUUCCAUGCCGAUCAUUAUGGUGGUCUUAGCAAGAAAUGGUCACAUGGCCCUAUUUAUUGCUCGCCUCUUACCGGAUGGCUAGUUCAAAUGUGUCUCUAUGUAAAUCCUUCGUACAUCUGCCCUUUGGAAUUUGACACUGAAUAUGUGAUUGACGGUAUCAAAGUGACUUUUAUAGAUGCUAACCAUUGCCCUGGUGCUGCUUUGAUUCACUUUGAGCUCCCAAAUGGACAAUGUUAUUUGCACACUGGGGACUUUAGAGCUUGUAAACUAAUGCAAGACUACCAUCUUAUUGUAAAUAAACGUGUGAAUGUAUUGUAUUUGGAUACUACAUAUUGCAACCCAAAGUACAAGUUUCCUUCCAAGGAAGAUGUUCUCAACUAUGUUGCUAAAAUUACUAAGAACCACCUCAAAAUGCAUCCCAAAACUUUAGUGGUUGUUGGGGCAUACAGUAUUGGCAAAGAAUGUGUAUAUCUUGCUAUUUCUAAGGCACUUGGGGUAAAAAUCUAUGCAAAUGCUUCAAGAAGAAGGAUAUUGCUCGCUUAUGAUUGCCCUGACUAUUCAGAUAGACUCUGUACAAAUGGAAAUAACACGCUUCUCCAUGUUCUGCCCAUGUCAUCUCUGAGAAUUGAGGCUUUGAAGGAAUACUUGAAAACCUACAAGGAACAAUUCACUUCAGUAUUGGCAUUUCGUCCAACAGGUUGGACCUUCAGUGAGAAGAUAGGCAAUGAUCUGGAACUAAUUAAACCUGUUUCCAGAGGAAAUAUCACCAUAUAUGGGGUUCCCUACAGUGAGCAUUCCAGCUUCACAGAACUACGGGAUUUUGUUCAGUUUUUGAGACCAGACAAGAUAAUCCCUACUGUGAAUGUUGGGAGUGCAGCUAGUCGAGAAAAGAUGCAAUCUUAUUUCCGAGACUGGUUGAAGGGCUGAAGUCUCCGCUGUUCUCUAAAAAAGAUAGAGUCUGAAAUCUUAGGAUUUCAUUUUAAAACCAAUGUGUGGUGAGUGGGGACUCUACGUUUAGUGCUGCUUGAAGGUGAUACUGUGAAGUCUUUUUCCCUUUACCAUUGAGAUUAUGAUUAAAUGCUUCACCAAAAGGAUGCAGUUUUCCUAGACUUUUCUGGUUGAACUUCAGUAUUCUUCCCAAUUGUUCUCUCUGCUAAACGUUUCCUUGCAAUAUCCUACUCUGCAGGAUAUGCAACAAUUUUCCAUCAACCAAAAUAGGAAAAUGUAAAAUUAAUGUUGUACUUAGGCUGUUGGGCAGCUUGCCCAUUUUGAACAAUUUGUUUUACUACUUUUCACCAUUAUAUACAUCAAAGAAAUGACAGCGCGGUGAAAAAUCAUAGGUAAUAUUUCUCGGAGCUUACUACACGAUUCCAAUUAUUUAUAGGCUCGUGUAGUAAUUGUAGGAGCUUUUGCUAAAGUUAUUAGUAUGGUGGUGGGAUUUUGUUUUAUAAAAUUUUGAGAAAUACACCAUUGUACUUAUAUGAUUUAUAUUGGAUAUGAUGAGUCACUGUUUUUUUUU